This is a messenger RNA of Drosophila gunungcola (fruit fly), 2206 nucleotides long. RefSeq names its product carboxypeptidase B. Gene Ontology annotation, biological process: proteolysis. The record is from RefSeq and is a predicted model, not a curated record. The transcript is spliced from 2 exons. Gene Ontology annotation, molecular function: zinc ion binding; metallocarboxypeptidase activity. Lineage: Eukaryota; Metazoa; Arthropoda; Insecta; Diptera; Drosophilidae. Bases 37 to 1191 code for a protein of 384 amino acids.
CAGAGUUAGUGCCCUCAACAGUGGCUCUCCGGCAAGAUGUGGACACCUCUGUGCGCGAUUGUCUUUCUCGUGGUGAUUGUGAGUCCGCUGGCGGAGACGAGUUCCAUCCGCAGGCGAAAGUCUAUCAGACUUCAACUGAGUGACUACCUCAGCUAUGACGGAGUGAUGUCGUACCUGGAUCGGCUGGCCAUAGCCCACAGCGAUCGGGUGACCCUAAAGGAGGUGGGUCGAUCGUACGAGAACCGUGCCCUGAAACUCGUCAUGAUAACGAACGGAGAUGGGCGGCAGGGAAAGAGGGUGAUCUUCUUGGAUGCCGCCUUGCACGCUCGGGAAUGGAUGACCCCCGCCGCCGCCCUCUAUGCCAUCAAUAAGUUGGUGGUUGAGUUUGAGGAAAAUGCCCACCUCCUAGCCGACUUCGAUUGGCACAUUAUGCCACUGGUCAAUCCCGAUGGUUACGAGUACUCCCGCAGUAAGGAUCGUUAUUGGAGAAACACAAGGACACCGAAUGGCGGCGGCUGUUUCGGCACCAAUCUCAACAGGAACUUUGAAGUGGGCUGGGCAGAGGGUUUUCCGGAGCUAAAAGAUCCUUGCGAUGAAAAUUACGCGGGAAAUGAACCAUUUUCCGAGGUGGAGUCACGUACAGUGCGCGAUAUAAUGCACAGCCUGGUGGAAAGUGAGCGAGCUGUCAUGUAUCUUUCCCUGCACACGGCCAACCGUUCGGUUUUCUAUCCUUGGGUUUAUGAAAGUACUCCGGUGCCGAAUCAAGGGGAACACGAUGAAAUCGCCAAGUAUGUCGCCGAUCAAAUAUUUCAGAGCACUGGCACGGUAAUAAAGCCGCGGCAGGCCGCUCAAUAUUCCGGAACAUUCGGCGGUACCAGUAUGGAUUACGCCUAUAAAGUGGGAUUCCCCCUCUCUUUUGUCUUCGAGAUGUCGGGAACGGGCGGGGACCACGUGGAGUACAAGUUUUUCCCACCAACCUGGGAUAUACGACGCUUAGCUGAUGAAUCGUGGACGGGUAUUCGAGCGUUUGGCGAGAAGGUCAUUGAAAUAUACCCGCCCUCCCGACAAUUAAAGCCAUCACAGAUACAGAGACUUACCGGAAGUGCAUCACGGAAUUGGGGCUUAAGUUCCAUGGUUGGAACAACCACCUUGCUUCUCGUAUAUUUUACCAACAAUUUUGUAAGCCAUUAAAUGAGAUACACCUAAAAAUACUCCUUUGCUCGUACCGACAAAAAUGCUAAAAACUAAGGGCGUUUUGCCAAUGUUAUGUUAAGGUUCUACUUUCUAAUCUUUUAGAGAAAAAUAACAUUUGGUAACAUUGUUUCGUUUUUCAAACCAUAAAUUUGUACUAUACAUCUUCUGUUAUACUAAAAUCAAUAACUUUACAGAUUUUAACUAGAGUACUGCCUCUAGUUAUGAAUUUCUAGUUAGAUAAACCCUUAAAUUAAAUUAGAAACAACAAUUUAACAGAAUGCAAAAACAUAAUAUGUUCUUUAAAAAAUUGCCAUAUUCAGUUAGUAAAAUGAAAAAUCAAUUUGUAAACAUACAUAUCUUUUACAAAAAAUCUUGUUCUUUUAAAUUUCCUUCAAGUUUAAAAUCUAAUUUUUAAUUCGUGAAUAUGCAACAUAUCAGCAUUUGGUUAAAUUCUUUGUUAUUUGCAGGCAUUGCGGAAAAUAUCAGUUUCUCUUGCACUCUUUAAAGAGUUUUAAUAUCCAGUGGUGGGCAGUGGGAAACCCCCUUCCGCCAACCCAUCCAUUUAUCACUCACUCUCUUGCACUCUUUUGCAUUACGCAUACGCCUCGUUGUCCGCCUGUUUGCGCUUGCUAUCAACGUGACUUGGCUGCUUCGUUGGCGUGGAAAAGGGAAGGGCUUUUCGGGUGGAAGAACGGGCUUGGAAUACCCGCAUAUCACUCGCAUUGUCCGAUACAUUUCACAUGCUGCAAUUAACGCAACAAAUUGCAUUUUUAAUAUGCAAAAUUAAUGCGGAAAAUCUUUCUGUGCUAGCGGAGCAGCUGAAAGGAAGCGAAACGAAACGAAACGAAUCGCGAGAUAUAUCCAAGCAUUUUAUUUAUAACAGUCAUUGUGAAAAUUGAAAAUCCACAUUCGGAGUACAAUUAAAAACACUUUUCGCUUGCAUGUGAACAUUCUCGUCGUGCUGUGAAUAUUGUGAGUGUUUAAAAUAAUAAAAUGCCAUUACAAAGUCAAA